GUUUGCGUGGUGGUGCGGUUCUUACAUGGUAUUUUAGCAGAAAGUGAGUGAGAAAGGCAGGAGGCACCAGAAGUGCGAUCCAUCUAGGGUAGAGAGAUGUGGGUGUUUUACCUGAUCUCUUUGCCCCUAACAAUGGGGAUGGUACUAUUCACGCUCAGAUACUACGCAGCCCCGCACGUCCCUCGCUACGUGCUAUUCACGGUUGGAUAUACCUGGUUCUCUUCCCUCUCCAUCAUCAUCCUCGUCCCCCCUGACAUUUGGACGACAAUAUCUUCCUACCAUGAGAAUGGAGGCAUUUCAUUCUUCUGGAGCUGGUCAUAUUGGAGUACAUUUUUGCUUACAUGGGCUGUCGUGCCCCUUAUUCAGGGUUUUGAAGAUGCUGGGGACUUCACUGUAUCAGAAAGAUUGAAGACUAGUUUACAUGUUAACUUGAUCUUUUAUCUAAUUGUGGGAUCCAUCGGCCUUUUUGGACUUAUUCUUCUCAUUAUGAUGCGUAAGCGCUGGACUGGAGGUCUUUUGGGAUUAGCCAUGGCUUGCUCGAAUACUUUUGGACUGGUUACUGGUGCGUUUCUUCUUGGCUUUGGUUUAAGUGAAAUUCCCAAAAGCAUAUGGAGAAAUGCUGACUGGAUAACCCGCCAGAAAGUACUUUCCCACAAAAUUGCUAAAAUGGCUGUUAGACUUGAUGAUGCUCACCAAGAACUUUCAAAUGCUAUUGUUGUUGCUCAAGCCACAUCCAGCCAGAUGUCCAAGCGUGAUCCUCUGAGACCCUACAUGGAUGUAAUUGAUGAUAUGCUAACUCAAAUGUUUAGGGAAGAUCCAUCCUUCAAACCACAAGGUGGCCAAUUAGGGGGAAGCGAUAUGGAUUAUGAUACUGAUGAUAAGUCAAUGGCAGCACUAAGACGUCAUCUUCGAGGAGCUACUGAAGAGUACUACAGGUAUAAAAGCGAGUAUAUGACUUACGUGCUAGAAGCCCUUGAAUUGGAAGAUAAGAUAAAGAAUUAUGAGCGCCGCAACACAACUGGAUGGAAAUAUAUGUCAAGCAUUAGACCUGCUCGGAGUGGCAAAUUGGGGUCUUUAUGUGACACUUUAGAAUUUAUGUGGCGAUGCAUUUUAAGAAAGCAAGUUGAGAAAGGCUUGGCUGUUAUACUUGGUAUCAUGUCCAUUACAAUUCUUUUAGCAGAGGCAACUCUUCUACCUAGUGUUGACCUAUCUCUUUUCUCGAUUCUUAUCAAAUCUGUUGGAACAAGGGAGGUGCUUGUGCAGGCAUUUGCUUUUGUACCUCUCGUGUACAUGUGCAUCUGCACAUACUACUCCUUGUUCAAAAUUGGAAUGUUGGUGUUUUACUCGUUGACACCCCGGCAGACCAGCUCAGUUAGCUUGCUUAUGAUAUGCUCUAUGAUUGCUCGUUAUGCUCCCCCUAUCUCAUACAACUUUCUGAAUCUAAUUCGCCUUGGUUCUGAUAAAACAACUAUAUUUGAACAGCGAAUGGGGAACAUUGAUAAUGCUGUCCCUUUCUUUGGAGACAAGUUUAACAAAAUCUAUCCACUUAUUAUGGUUAUAUACACCCUUUUGGUUGCAAGCAACUUCUUUGACAGGGUAUUUGAUUUUCUCGGGAGCUGGAAGAGAUAUGUUUUUGAAACUGAAGCCGAAGAUAUGGAUGGUUUUGAUCCAUCAGGAUUAGUUAUCUUGCAGAAAGAACGAUCUUGGCUCGAACAAGGACGGAAUGUAGGCGAGCAAGUUGUUCCACUAGUGAGGAAUUUUAAUGGAAUUGAUGUUGAAUCAAGUGACAAUAUUAUGGUGAAGAAUGGUGUUGAAAUGAAAGGAACUGCUGCAUUAGUUAAUACAGAAACAAAUGGCAAUCUGUCUAAAACAAUGAAGGAAGAGACAAGGAGAUAUAGCUCAAGCAGGGAAGCCAUCAGCAGCAAAUAUGCUGCUUUCAGACAGCAGAGUGGAUUCACAUCUAAAUCGAAGGCAGAAGAGAAAAAUUUAGCAUCUGCUAAGGUUUCUUUUGUCGAUCGCGAUGAUACUCAUUCUAGUAAUGCUACUGGAACUUCAGGCUUGGCUUCGAAAUGGCAAACAAUGAAAACAGGUUUUCAGAGUUUCAAGGCUAACUUUGGGGGCAAAGGGUUUUUACCCGUACGGCAAACACAGGAUGCUAUGAUCUCUCGUGUGUCCUCAUCAGAGUCCCUUGAUGAUAUAUUUCAAAGACUGAAACAACCUGCAUUGGACCAAAAUAUUCGCAAUGACGACUAUUAUUUGAUGGGGGGCAAUAGUUCUGGUCCUUCUAGAUGACAUCCAUAAUUUAGGCGAGAAGUGACAACUGUUCUAUAAUUGAUCAUGCAAAGCCACAUUAAAAUGUACAGUUUAUUGUUUCCUUUGGUAGUUUAUACCCCAUAUUCAUUUUAAAGAUAGUCUUUGAUAUAGGAAUACAUACUCGUUAUACAUCGGUAACACCAUAGAAAGAAUACUUCAAAUUGCACCAUUAUACAGCGUUGCGGAUACUUGUUUUGUUUUGAUUCAUAAUCUCAUUUCAUUUACCCGUUUAGCAUACAA
Messenger RNA from Cajanus cajan (pigeon pea), 2553 nucleotides. RefSeq lists its product as uncharacterized. NCBI's taxonomy places the organism in Eukaryota, Viridiplantae, Streptophyta, Magnoliopsida, Fabales, Fabaceae. The record is from RefSeq and is a predicted model, not a curated record. Gene Ontology annotation, cellular component: membrane.